AUGACCAUUGAGCUGUAUACCGUGAAUUUCGAGAGAAGGGUUUGGGAAAAGGUGGACGCUUUGCCUGAAAGUUGUGCCAUCUUCAUCGGCGCCAGUGGAGGUACGAUCUUGUGGUAUGAAAUCCCGGGAGAAGAUCUGGAUGCAGGGCUUGUUCGGGGGAAUACCAUUUACUUUGCACAGAAGAAUGACAGGUACCUUUAUUCGUAUGACGUUCAAGAGAGGAGCAUGAAUGUUUCGUUACCUUGCCCCGACGUGAAUUCGGGUCAUCCUGAACAACAAUGGAUCCUAACUCAUGGAUGGCUUUCUUCACCAACUGAAUUUACCCGGCCAGAAGUCGUAGCUUCUGAAGUUGAGGCUGCUCCUGUUAGCCAGGGGAUUACAUUGAUCGACAGUAAUAAUGUUGGAGAUGGAUGGUUUGGAGUUCCAAUUGACAAUCUACUUGGAGCUGAUUGUCGUUGCUUCCAUCUCGACUGCGAAAAAUGUCAAUUUCAUGAUCAAUUGUCGAAUCAUCGACUCCCCUACCUCGUACACAUAGGACAGGAUGGUGAACUGGUCAAUUUCUACAACCCACUAACCAAUGCCACCAGCAUCUCGCCUCUGAAAGGUAUGAAUUUGACAGGCGCGGUGAUUCGUUGCUCCAAACAUGGUUGGCUGCUCAUGUCACAGGGAAGUUGGGGUGAACAAGUGUUCUUCUUCAACCCUUUCACCGACGAGCGGAUCGAUCUACCCGAAUUGGACAGCUACGAGUUCGAGGGGAUCGCUUUCUCUUCUCCUCCAACAUCGUCGGAUUGCGUGGUUCUUGGCUACUCAGUCGGGAAACAAGAUUUGAACCUUGCAUACGUAUGCAGAGGAGAGAGCAGAUGGACAGAGUCUGUUGUGGAAAGAAAUGGAACUCAAUUCAUGAGAUCUUACGCUAACCCAGUUUAUCACCAGGGUUUGUUCUAUCUUAUAGGAGGGACCAGAAGCUUAUGCACAUUCGAUCCUGUGGAAAGGGACGCCAAACUUCUGGAGUUGGCUGGUAAUGAUAAAUCUACUGUUUCAAUACAAGGGAGCUAUCUGUUGGAAUGCAAUGGCAAGCUUCUGUCGGUGUACACGGAUCGCGUGGGGGAAUUCCUACGAAUUUACGAGCUGAAUCGAGAAGCCGCAACUUGGGAAGGACUGGAUGAUACUAUGUUGUUCUUGAGCUCUGCAUCUUCGUUAUCUACUACAAGUGCAGGGGCGAGGAUUUCUGGCUUGGGAAACAAGGUGUUCUUGGAUAGGUUUCGCGAGAAGGAUAGCGUGUUUUACUCUCUCGCAACGAGAAAGUUUCAUAGCCUUUGGAGCCGAUACGAGAACAACGAUUGGUGCGACACCAAAGAAUAUAUGAAUUGCGCUUGGAUGGAACCGAACUUUGGAACGCACACGGAGGAGGAGCUUGUCUGGUUUAAUCCCGUGGAAGAAGAAGAAGAAGAAGAAGAAGAAGAAAAAGAAGAAGAAGAAAAAGAGGAGGAGCAGGAGCUUGCCUCCUUUCAUCCGGCCAUCGUGGAGGAAUGA
Messenger RNA from Linum trigynum, 1533 nucleotides. The record is from the annotation of a GenBank genome assembly. Lineage: Eukaryota; Viridiplantae; Streptophyta; Magnoliopsida; Malpighiales; Linaceae.